Messenger RNA from Parascedosporium putredinis, 267 nucleotides. The record is from the annotation of a GenBank genome assembly. Lineage: Eukaryota; Fungi; Ascomycota; Sordariomycetes; Microascales; Microascaceae.
AUGAGUUUCAAUUCCCCUCCUGUAGAAGCCCUGAAGACGUCGCUGCCAGAAGCUGAACUCAUAGAAAAGAUCCGACAUGUCCACGUCAUUGGCAUUCGGUCCAAAACGAAGCUUACCGAGACCAUUCUACGUGAAGCAAAGAAUCUACUUGUUAUCGGCUGCUUCUGUAUCGGAACCAACCAAGUUGACCUCGAUUAUGCAGCUAAGCAGGGAAUCGCUGUUUUCAACUCGCCUUUGCAAAUUCUCGUAGUGUGGCCGAGUUGGUAA